Messenger RNA from Cladocopium goreaui, 1110 nucleotides. The record is from the annotation of a GenBank genome assembly. NCBI's taxonomy places the organism in Eukaryota, Dinophyceae, Suessiales, Symbiodiniaceae.
AUGGAUAUUGAAAUGGCUGACCUUCAUGAGAUCUCCACAUUGGGCUAUGGAACCUUUGGCAUCGUCCGGCUGGUUGAGCACCAUCCCUCAGGAGCCAGAUAUGCCUUGAAGUGUAUCAGUCGAACAGAGGCGGUGGCACGAAGGCAACAAACCAGCAUUUGCACUGAGCGGGAGAUUCUCACGGACGUGGAUCAUCCUUUCAUUCUGAAGCUUGUGCAGACUUUCAAAGAUCGCAGGAAUGUCUACUUCCUGACAGAGUUUGUCACAGGUGGCGAGCUCUUUGGUGCCAUUCGAUCCCUGGGGAUCCUCAAUGGCUCGCAAGCCAGGUUCUACACUGGCAGUCUAAUCCUUGCCCUUCAAGCACUCCAUGAAAAGAUGAUUAUCUACAGGGACUUGAAGCCCGAGAACGUUCUACUGGACAACUAUGGCUACAUCAAGCUGAUUGAUUUUGGUUGUGCUGCGCGUCUCAACAAAGGUGGCCACCGAAGUCUCGUCGGAACGCCUCAUUACAUGGCUCCUGAAGUGAUCCUGGGAAAGGAGUACAACUGCUCUUGUGAUGUCUGGUCCCUCGGCGUAUGUUUGUACGAGUUCGUUUGUGGCCCGUUGCCCUUUGGGCAAGACCUCGAAGAUCCCAAACAGGUCUUCCAGGAGAUUCUCUUGGCCAAAGUGUCGUUCCCCGAGCAUUUCACGAAUCUCACGGGCAAACACCUGCUGAGGUCGUUGCUGCGCAAGAACUCGCAGCUCCGUAUCGGGGGCGUGAAUGGCCUUCAAGACGUGUCCUGGGUACCCAGCCUGUUCACUGUUGAAGACUUGGACCAGGGCGUGAACAUGAGUACUUUCGAAAGUUUAGCUUCGCCAGGCUUUUGGGUCGCAACUUGGAGCCGCCACUGGUUUCAAGUCCGCCGGGCACACCUCGAAAAGACGAGGGCGCCAUACCCCAGGAUCCCAGCGAAUCCGAGCCAUUGGAAGCCAGAGAGAUCUCCGAGUCCGAAGAUUGGGCGGCCGAGUUCUGAGCACGCAACGUGUGGAACCCGCGGAACCCGUGGAACCACGACGGGUGUGUCCCGACGUGGAAUCCUCGUGGUCCAAGGGGUGGUCUUGCUGCACUGA